CGGGCGCAGUGGGCUGGUACCGGAAGUGACGUCAUAGGGAGGUCUCCGCCCUGUUGUUGUUGUUGCUUCUGUCAUCGUUCGGUAACAUGAAGUGGAUGUUUAAAGAAGAUCACUCGCUGGAACACAGGUGUGUGGAGUCAGCGAAAAUUCGGGCCAAGUAUCCAGAUAGGGUUCCGGUGAUUGUGGAAAAAGUGUCUGGCUCUCAGAUUGUGGACAUUGAUAAACGGAAGUACUUGGUUCCAUCUGACAUAACUGUUGCUCAGUUCAUGUGGAUAAUUAGAAAACGGAUUCAGCUGCCAUCAGAAAAAGCCAUCUUCUUGUUUGUAGACAAGACUGUUCCCCAGUCCAGCCUAACCAUGGGACAGCUGUAUGAGAAAGAAAAAGAUGAAGAUGGCUUUUUGUAUGUGGCUUACAGUGGAGAAAACACAUUUGGUGUUUAAUGUAUUUGCAGCUUGUGUAUCCUGUAAAUAACUGUUUUCUGUUCUGAUCAUGCAUAACUGCCCACCUUGUAGUUUAGGUGCAUCAAAUCCGAUAUUUCAGUUAUACAGAAGUAUUGUUUUUAAUGUGUUAGACUAGUAAUUUAAUGUGACAGGUUUUUUUUGUGCUUGAAGGAUGAUUAUGUAAUUCAAUUUUUUCUAUACUGGAAGUAGUGGUUGGAUAACUGAAACCAUGUCUAAAGAUUAUUAUGGAUUUAGUUAUAACCCCUUUGCUUCCAGAAAGGCAGGCAAGGGGUUAACAGAUAAUUUGCUGAGUAUAUGGAGAUAAGACUAUUAAUAAUUAAUAUUGUUAACCAGUAAUUAUCUUGUUAACCAUAUCUAAGGUAUUCAAUUUUAAAUAAAAUGUUCCAAUAAAUUAUUUGCAAAGCUUA
Messenger RNA from Bombina bombina (fire-bellied toad), 868 nucleotides. RefSeq names its product GABA type A receptor associated protein like 2 (gene GABARAPL2). Gene Ontology annotation, cellular component: autophagosome; cytosol; autophagosome membrane. The transcript has 4 exons. Gene Ontology annotation, biological process: autophagosome assembly; macroautophagy; autophagy of mitochondrion. NCBI's taxonomy places the organism in Eukaryota, Metazoa, Chordata, Amphibia, Anura, Bombinatoridae. Bases 87 to 440 code for a protein of 117 amino acids. The record is from RefSeq and is a predicted model, not a curated record. Gene Ontology annotation, molecular function: ubiquitin protein ligase binding.